This is a messenger RNA of Bactrocera tryoni, 2937 nucleotides long. Its product is annotated as serine/threonine-protein kinase DDB_G0283821. Lineage: Eukaryota; Metazoa; Arthropoda; Insecta; Diptera; Tephritidae. Bases 1573 to 2913 code for a protein of 446 amino acids. The record is from RefSeq and is a predicted model, not a curated record. The transcript has 3 exons.
UUUUGUACUUGCUUAAAUACGGUUAUAGACACAGUAGGAAGACGCCACUAUCAGCUUUUUUGAUUACCAAAUUCACUAUCGUGACUGAAAGGGCUAAAUAAGUUUUUACUUAAAUUUAAAGCGUAAUGAAAAGGAAAAUAUCCCCACAAUUUUAUUCGUGAAUACAUCAUUUAUUUAGCCAGUACAAAGUAUUCAGUGAUUCCGCAAACCUCGUCCCUCUCGUUGAAAGCACCAGCCAAACCCAUUUCGUGGAAAAUCGAAGCCACCUAUCAGAACGUCGGCGAAAAGAAGCACGGAGGUCACGGAGUGUUGUAGUGCUAUUCGAAGUGAUAGCUGGAAUAUUAGACCUAAAGUUCAUGAACUAAGCGAAUAAGCGACGACAUAAACGUUAAAUAGAAGCUAAUAUCUAUUUGUUCAGUAAAUUUGUGACCACAAGAAGCACUGUUAUCAAUGCAGUUAACGGUCAAAGGCAAACAAUACCAAAAAACACAACCUUUUAACCAACUUUAGCGUUUUUGGUUCUUGGUUCUUGGUGUGUAUUUUGUAUUGGUUUUAAAAUGUAAACUGUUGUUUGAAAAUCUUCGAUUGAAUGUGCCACAAAGUGUCGAUUGCUUUAUGUGCUACAUUAAUAAAUUGUUAUAACAUAUAGACAUGUGUGUUGGUUAGAAAUUCAUAUAUGUACAAUAAACAGUUAAGAAACUGUGUUAAAUACAUAUAUGAAAGAAGAAGCAAUAAAAUUGACAUUGACUCAAGAAGGAAAAGCGUGCGAAUGACAUUUCUGCUGGUCGGCUAAAAUACCAGGGAGAGCACGCAAUAUUUAUUUGCCAAAGAGCGCAAGUGUUUACAAACCAACAGUGAGAGAAGUAUUCCUGCAUUUGUAUGUAAAUAAAAAAUUAUAAACGAGAACAACCCCAAAAAGUUAGAAUAUCCUUUAGUAGAAAACGUGCAUUCUCAAAGUUACAACACAGUCGUCGGAUUUAAGCUGCGGAAAAGAGUCGAACCAAAUCUGAAACUCCAAUAAACGUCAAUAUUUUGCAAAUAAAAGUUUGUUGACAAAUUGUUUAGCUGUUCAAAGCGAAAACAGCUGUGAAGUUGACCAACAGCGCUUAUUAGUCAUUUCCAACGAGCUCGUCAACUAUACUUUCGCAAUUUAUUUUGCUACUUUGUAGAAUAAACCCGAUUUUCAACAAUGAACCCGACCCAGCAAGAUUGCCAGUGCAUUUGACACACGCCAAAUAGAUGUGGUAACAAAAGAAAAAUAACAAAAACAACGAAGCGAAAAAGACGCAGUUGAAUUGCAAACGUCAAUAUAAAUAAAAAUAAAUCUCACACACUCAUUAGAUAAACAACACUGCUGUGAGACAGUCGCGAAGAAACAAUUUGAAUUAUUUUUAUUUUGUUUUUUAGUUUGUUCUCGUUUUUUUUACUAAAACAAAAUAAUGCAAUAAUCAUAAGAAAAAGAAAUUUUGCUACAAAAUUUAAUGUAAAAUACUUGAGCCAUUUUUGGUGAACUAUACGAGUAUACAUUUUUAAUUGGUCAAUACGCUCAGCCAAGGGAAAUCUACCUGCCGCAUGUGGAUUCUAUCGGUGCUUGUGAUUCUGCCAAAGACGUUGUUGGAGCUGACGACGCCGCACUGCAAUAGUGCAACCAAAUUCAAAGCGAAGCUCGUCAGACACCAAUUGUCAGCAGAAAUAGUUGCAGCUAAAACGCCAGCAAAAACAACAUUCGUAGCAGCCUUAGCGCCCAGCAGCAGCAGCAGAUACAAAAAGAACAACAAUAACAAUAGCAGCAGCAGCAGCAGUGUAGCAGAAACAACUGUAGCCUUUAACCCAAAGCAAUAUUCUAGCCAAUUAAUAGUCGAGUGUGUGCCCAUCGCAUUUUUAGUAUCCACAUCGUUGUCGCCAUCGACGGUGUCUCCGUUAUUCAUCGACAUUGUAUUUAUUUUCAUUGCAUCGCUUAUUAAUUUACGCGUCCAACAUUUCCACCACAACGCGGUUAAAUCGAAGUUAGUAUUCUUGAUGAAUGACUUUCGCAUAAAAUCACUUUAUAAGCCAACAACAACAACAACAGCAACAGUAGCAACUGACAGUGGAACAGAAUUAACUGUAAUAUUAUCAAAAAUAUUAAGAGCUAUUAGAACAGUGUUAGAAAACAAUAAUAAUAACAACAAUAGCAGCAACAGCAAUAAUAUAAUAAAAUCUAUAAUCGAGACAACAACAACAGCGUUAACCAAUCAAAUCCCACGCAUUAGUAAAGCUAUCCCUGAAGCCCCCCUCUAUUCAUUAUUACCAUCAGUAAAUAACCAAAACAACAUCACGGUGGCCGCCUUUGUACAAUUACGACUUUUUAAUAAUAACUCCUUCUCGUCGAACAAUCAUCGUACUUACAAUAACGGCAGUAAAUCGAAUAAAGUAUUUCUACACUAUACACCACGUGAUCCGCGUUUAAGAAGCGCCAGUGAAAAUCAAGAGAUUUUCAUCAAUAAACACCAGUUCGAUAGUGUUAGUGAAUUGAAAAUAACUGAAGAUUUAUGCGCUUAUGGCGAAGUUAUCGGAGGUACCUCCGCAAUAAUAAUACAAAUUAUUAGUGCUAAUUUACCAAUACACUGUGAUUGUAAUAAAAUUAUUAAUUGUUGUAAACAUACUUGUAAUAUUAAUAAGAAUAAUAAUAGCAAAUUUGAAAGUGAAAGUGCGAGUGCGAGUGCGAGUAACAACUUAAACAUUAGUGAUCAUUCGCGUAGUAAAACUAUUUCGGCUGUCAACUCUCACAAACUAAUAUAUAAGAAGAUACAAAGGCAAACACACAACCCGACCGCAGAGUCACCCGAAGUGGAAAAUAAGUUCUUGUGGAACUCACAGCUUGAGCUCCAAAAAUUUAACUCAUUGAAGUGCACAGUUGGUAUUCUGCUUUGAGUGUAAGGUCGAGCAUACCGUGCA